AUGGCUGCCCAGGCGGCCGAGACCCCGAAUGGGAACUACAAGCCCAGAUAUGUUGACAUUGGAAUCAAUUUAUCCGACCCCAUCUUCAGAGGCAGAUAUCAUGGCCACCAGAAACACCCCGAUGACCUCUCCGGAGUCAUCGACCGAGCCCGACAGGUGGGAUGUACCAAGCUCAUGGUUACAGGAUCAGACAUCGAGAACUCCCGAGAGGCUUUAAAACUAGCACUAGAAUACCGCACACACGAUGCUAACGGACGCGAACGACCAGCCGGAACCUGCUACGCAACAGUAGGCAUCCACCCAUGCAGCAGCGCCAUCUUCGGCGUGGCAGACCUCAGGAAGAAGCAGAGCGAGCACACAACUCCGUGUGAGGACGACCCUUAUGCUCCCAUGUCAGAAGAACACCAGCCUGACACCGCGAGGUCGGCGCAUGCCAUCGAACAGCUCACUACCGCCGUGGCGCAAGCAAGGUCAUCCAGCCGGCCGCACAUGGUGGCCAUGGGUGAAUUCGGCCUCGACUAUGACCGGCUAAAUUACUGCAAUAGGGUGAUCCAGAAGCACUCAUUUGCGGCACAGCUACGUGUCGCCGCCUCGCUGCAGCCCCAACUGCCAUUGUUUCUGCACUCGCGAGCCGCCCACGGCGACUUUGUGGCCAUUUUAAAGAGCGUAUUUGGCGAAAGGUUAGAACACCUUGACAAGGGCGGCGUCGUGCACAGCUUUACGGGCACCAUGGAGGAAAUGACGGAGCUGAUGGAACUGGGACUGUACAUUGGCAUCAACGGGUGCAGCUUCAAGACGGAGGAGAAUUGUCAAGUCGUCAAGGCCGUCCGUCUCGACCGGCUCAUGAUUGAGACGGAUGGUCCGUGGUGUGAAGUCCGCCCCAGCCACCAAGGAUACAAGUACCUGGUGGAGGAAAGCGCCGAGCACUUUCCUGUGCAGAACGGAACGGUGGUGCCCGAGCCGGGGACAAAACAGCCCGGGAGACAAAAGAAUGAGAAGAAGCGGUCCCAAUUACCAGACCGCUUCAAGGUCGUCAAGAAGGAAAAGUGGGAAGAAGGCGCCAUGGUCAAGGGCAGAAACGAACCAUGCACCAUUGAGCGCGUGGCCCAGAUCAUCGCUGCCAUCAAGGGCGUCAGAGUUGAAGACGUCUGUGAGGCAGCCUGGAAGAAUACUGUUCACGUCUUCGGACUCGAGGAAACGAUAUAG
Metarhizium album ARSEF 1941 is the source of this 1206-nucleotide messenger RNA. Its product is annotated as hydrolase, TatD family protein. Bases 1 to 1206 code for a protein of 401 amino acids. Gene Ontology annotation, cellular component: cytosol. Gene Ontology annotation, molecular function: 3'-5'-DNA exonuclease activity. The record is from RefSeq and is a predicted model, not a curated record. The transcript is spliced from 3 exons. NCBI's taxonomy places the organism in Eukaryota, Fungi, Ascomycota, Sordariomycetes, Hypocreales, Clavicipitaceae.